AUGGACACAAAGCAGUCAGUCGAGUAUGUUCUGCUGUUGACACAUUCUAUACCUAAUCAGAUUCGCUGUUCGGAGGUCCUGCGAGGGAGCGGAACCGUGGAUGGCAGUGGCCCGGGGGGUGAACACAGAGUCGGCUCCGCACGGAGCACCGGCUCAUCACGUGACACGGACAAAUUCUGGAAGCUCGGAAAUUCUUCCCGCGUCGCACUCGAGAAGGAGCAUCAGAAGGCGCGGCUACCAGACCGCAGACAGGGCCAUCAUAUCGUAAAAAACAGAAAAGAGGUGUUUGCGAAAAUGCAGCCAACAAGAGCCCUCCUGAAGAGAUCCGUGUGGAAGGGACCGCACAUCGUCCCUCUCCCGAUCGUACGGCCCCAGCCCGGACAGAAGGUCGUCCCCAUCCGGACGCAGGCCCGUUCUGCGACGAUUCUGCCCAACUUCGUCGGCCUCAAAUUCCAGGUCUACAACGGCAAAGCAUACAUCGACGUGACGAUUACCGAAGACAUGGUCGGACACAAGCUGGGAGAGUUCUCGCCGACGAGGAAGCCCUUCAUCUGGACCAGAUUGUAA
Colletotrichum higginsianum IMI 349063 is the source of this 567-nucleotide messenger RNA. Its product is annotated as 37S ribosomal protein S19. The record is from RefSeq and is a predicted model, not a curated record. Gene Ontology annotation, biological process: translation; ribosomal small subunit assembly. NCBI's taxonomy places the organism in Eukaryota, Fungi, Ascomycota, Sordariomycetes, Glomerellales, Glomerellaceae. The transcript is spliced from 4 exons. Gene Ontology annotation, molecular function: RNA binding; structural constituent of ribosome. Bases 1 to 567 code for a protein of 188 amino acids. Gene Ontology annotation, cellular component: ribosome; cytosolic small ribosomal subunit.